Mytilus californianus (California mussel) is the source of this 1126-nucleotide messenger RNA. RefSeq lists its product as uncharacterized. NCBI's taxonomy places the organism in Eukaryota, Metazoa, Mollusca, Bivalvia, Mytilida, Mytilidae. The transcript is spliced from 5 exons. The coding region runs from base 1 to 726 and encodes 241 amino acids. The record is from RefSeq and is a predicted model, not a curated record.
AUGGUUGCAGCAGACAGCUUAGAGACUUUAAAGAAAAAAGACCAGAAUUCCACCAUUCCAUGUGAUGUACCAGUUCUUACUGAAUUACCUUUGCCUGAUUUUUCUCUUUACGUAAAACAGUGCCUACGAAAUAAGGAAUCUGCUAAAGUAUGGAAUAAAGUUGUAGAUGAAGCGGCUAACUUCUACCUUGCAUUCUAUCCCAAUGAUGUAGACAAUCAAAAAGCUUACAGAAUAAUUGGGCAGAAGCUUUACAGAGCAUUUCCUGAUAUCAAAAGAGAAGGAGAACUUCCAUGGUCUAAGCUACUAUCCAAUGAAGAUUAUGAAAGUCACAUCUUAGAAAUGAAGAAGGAAUUUGAAAAAUUAAAUAGCAAUGAGAGUCAUCUCAGAUUGCUUUUGAAAGAAUCUAUUAGUAAUAGACGGGACUGGAUUAGAAACGUGAGUGGUGGAAGGGUCAACCCUAUAUUAGAAAAGUUUCCAUGCUUUGAGUGUGGAAAAUAUAUAUGGGAGGAAUUUAAAAUUAUAAUGACAGAAGAGGUACAAAUGGAUAUGGAGGUUAUAGGAAGUAAUCUUGAAAAAAUUCUGAGGUGUCUUACCAAAGAUAUACCUAAGAAAGAAUUGAAGGAGGCAGAGUACAAAGUUCCUUCCCUGAUUCGUCACCUAGAAAAAAGAAACUGGUUACUCCAAAGGCAAAGGAGAGAAGUCAACAACUUUCAUCUCCGUACAUGAAGAUGUUGAUGAAAAGGAUGUGGAUAAGCUUACUAAAAGCCAUGAUGAGGAGGGACCUAGACUAAUUUUAUUUCUAAAGGGACAAAAUCAACUGGAAAUGUCAGUUAUAGCAGCUGACAACUGCAGAAUGUAUUGUCAGGGUGAAGCACAAUAGACAGUAUUAUGAUUUUAAUGGCAUGUUAUUACGUUUUCAAUCUAGAUUAUCCUAGAAAAUAUAAUCAGUGUUUAGGAUUUUUACAACAGUAUGUUUUAGGAGAUGCGUUUACAGGUGAAAAGAGUGCAAAAUAUAAGCACUUUGUCAAGAAAAUAACUGAUGACUUUUAAUCAGUUGAAAUUAAGACAAAAUGAAGUUUAUUUUUUAUGUCAUUCUAAAGCGAUAUUUCCUUUUUUUUUACAAAUA